AGCAGGAAGCAGCGACAGAGAGGUUUUGCCUAUGGGGACAUUUGCCCAUCACCCAUGGGGACAUCCCCCAGAUGAGUUUGGGGAAGCUAGAAGAGCCUCCAUGGGUGCCUGAGGUAGCCGUCACAUCACACCUGGAGCAGGGCAGCUGCUGGGAUGCUCGUGCUUAUGCUCGUGCCCAGCACGUGCCCCAGCUCCUGGGAAGUGAUGGAGGUGGUGGCCUCGGUGACACAGCCCUGAGUCACGUCCCAGGCUGCAGGUGAUGCCUGGGACACAGAGCCAGGAUUACAGCAAGCCCAGCCCUGUGGGUCCCUGAGGGGUGUUUGGGGCACAGCACCCUGCCUUAAAAAGCCCUGACCCUGCCCUCAUCCCAUCUUCAUCCCAUCCCUCAGCAACAGCGAUGGCAACGCUCUACCCUUCGCUGGAGGACAUGAAGGGCCACCAGGUCCUGCAGGCUCAGGCGGCUGCUGGGAUCAGCACCCCUGCCACCACGGUGCUCACCGAGAAGCCGAAGCUCCCGGAGAAGCCAAAGGUCACCUCCAGCACCGUGCCCUCAGCACCACCUGCACUGUACCCCAACCUGGCUGAGCUGGAGGAUUACAUGGGGCUGGCGCUCUCCAGCGAAGAGAUCCAGAAAAACCUCUUCCCAGAAAGCAGCACUGCGCUGACCCCCAUCGGACCCCAGCCGGGGCAGCUGGUUGCCCCACUGAGUGGGAACAGUGCGGGGCUGCGGCGGGCAGAGAUCAAACCAGGUGUGCGGGAGAUCCACCUCUGCAAGGAUGAGCGGGGAAAGACGGGGCUGCAGCUGAAGAAUGUCGACCAGGGGAUCUUCGUGCAGCUGGUGAAGUCCAACUCUCCGGCGGCGCUGGUGGGGCUGCGCUUUGGUGACCAGAUCCUGCAGAUUGAUGGCAAGAAUUGUGCAGGCUGGAGCAGUGACAAGGCACAGCGGGCACUGAAGAAGGCGUCCCCGGAGAAGAUCGUCAUGGUGGUGAGGGACAGGCCAUUCCAGCGCACUGUCACUGUGCAUAAGGACAGCACUGGGCACGUGGGUGUCGUGGUGAAGAAGGGGAAGAUCGUGUCUCUGGCCAAGGACAGCUCUGCUGCCCGCAAUGGGCUCCUGACACACCACUACAUCUGUGAGGUCAAUGGUCAGAACGUCAUCGGCAUGAAGGAUAAGCAGCUGAUGGAGGUGCUGGCGGGAGCAGGGAACGUCAUCACUCUGACCAUCAUCCCCGCUGUCAUCUAUGAGCACAUGGUGAAACGGUUGUCACCAGGACAGAUGAAGUCGUCCAUGGACCACUCCAUCCCCGACCUCUGAUGUCCUCACUGCUGUUCCAGCACCCAGGGGCACAUGUUGGUGCAGCCUCCCCACAGCCGAGCCUGGAAGAGGUGAGGGGACUCAAAGGAAAUGCUGGAGGUUCCCCUUCAGCCCCAUAAAAAGAACCCACGGGAGCUACUGGUGCAGCACCAUCCCAUGUCACCCAGCUCUCAGCACAUGGACCAGGGUUGGGGAACGUGCCCCUGCCCCCAGUGCCUCUCCUUGUCCCCAUGUCCCCCCCAUACCCUCCAUAUCCACCCCAGGGCAGAUGCCCAAGGCCGUCUCCAGCGAAGCAGACACAGACCCAGCGACGUUUAUUACAUCCACUGCAGUACAGGACAGCGGAAACGAGAGAAGGGGCUUAGGAAGGGGAGGAGGUUUACAUCUCUGUUGGGUUUUUUCUUUUUUUCCACUUCUGUAUUUAAAAAAUAUAUAAUAUAGCUUUGUCUUUCAAA
Coturnix japonica (Japanese quail) is the source of this 1770-nucleotide messenger RNA. RefSeq names its product syndecan binding protein 2 (gene SDCBP2). Lineage: Eukaryota; Metazoa; Chordata; Aves; Galliformes; Phasianidae. The record is from RefSeq and is a predicted model, not a curated record. Gene Ontology annotation, cellular component: cytoplasm; plasma membrane. Gene Ontology annotation, molecular function: protein binding.